AUGGGGUUUUCUGAGAACCCUAAAUUUUUUUUGCUUGUCAAAAAAAUCCUUAAAAAGUGGAAAUUCAUAGGAAUUAGCCUGUCUGUGGCUGGCUUCGCAUACCUUUGUGCCUUCAACAAAAUUAAUAAAAAGGCAGAUUUAGAUGCGCUAAUUUUUUCUCAGUUCCCGGGAAAUUCCAAUUUAAACAAAAAAGAUGAGGAAUUUUUAAAUAACACGAGUAGGUACUUUUCGAAUUAUGAAUUUAAAGAAGAGAAUAUAAUAGACAUAAUAAAUAAAUACAUAAAAGACAUUUCACCGUUUGUGGAAACUGUAAAGAUUAGAAUUAAUGAAAAUGAUGAGAUCAAUAAUAACGUAUUAAUAAGUACUGUACCUUGUAAAUUUUGCAAUAAUAUGGAAAAUUUAAUAGUAGUAAUAAAUUUUGAUUACAAAGAAAGGAAAAAUUUUCACUCAAUUUCAGUUGGUUUAACAUUGAUUAACUACUUUGUAAAUUGUAAUUAUAUGAGUAAGGAUAUUGUAUUUUUAUUUACGAAUAAGGAAUUAUUAUAUUCAUUAGGAAUACAGAAAUUUAUUGAAUAUUUUCUGUAUAGUAAUAAUGUAAAUAAUAAUAGAAAAUACCUUUCCAGAUCAGCAAUUAUAAUAGAAUUUGAAUCCAUAUUUCCUUCACAUAUACAUAUAAAUUAUGAAGGUCUAAAUGGACUCUUACCAAAUUUGGACUUUAUAUUACUGUUGACGAAUGAGUUAAACUAUUACAACAUACCUAUAAAAGUGGAAUCUCCUCAUCAUGUCAUUUUUGAUACAGGAUUAGAGAGGAACUAUGAAAAGGGCCAUAUUUACUUUUUAAGGGAAAACAUCCCAGCCUUUACCGCCACAGGUGUGAGCAAAAUUCCGUUGAAAAAUAAAAUGCUAAAUUUAUUCAAUUUUACGAAAUCUAUGGAAAGUUUUAUAAGAAGCCAGAGUAAUAGUCCAGAAGGAUUUUGCCAUUCUUCAAAUUUUUAUUUUUUUGAUACAAUAAGAAGAAGGAUUCCAAUUAGUAUAUACUGUUAUGGUGUGUACUUAAUAUGUGGUUAUGCUAUUUUGAAAUUAUUAAAAAGUUCUAUUUUUCGAAAUUACAUAAAUUUUGUAAUAGGGUUAUAUGGGUACAUUAAGACGGUUUUAAUUAUAUCUUUGCCUUUUUAUUUAUUUUCAACAAAUGAUAAAAUAUAUGAAUUAUUAAAUUUAGAAAAGAAAUUACCAUUGUGUGAAGAAUGGCACCCAGAUCAUUUCAAGGAUUAUGCAAAAAUAGCCAACUAUUGGUUAGACAUUCUUAUCCUAUCAAUAAUAGUGGCCUUUAUUUUUAAUUAUGUAAUUUCCAGUAUUGUUAAAAAAUUCUGUAAAGUGAAGAAAUAUCAAAAGGUAAAGAAAUUUGAGAAAAUUGUAAUAUUAGACAAAAUAAAAAAUUUGCAUCAUAAAAUAAAAAGUAUCAUUGGAAUAACUCCAAUUUAUGAAACCAUUGAUACUGAAAAAAUUAUAACAAAUUCAGGAGACCUUUCAAAAUUAACAAAACCAAAAAUUGUACAUAGUGACGACGAGGAUUUUCUGCGGGAAAAGAAAAACAGAAUUUUGAUUAAUGCAUUGCAAGAAGAAUUAGAUGAUGCAGAAAAAAAGUUGGAAUUCCUGGGUAGUGCAAAUGUUGUAUACAUUUUCAACACCUCUGUAGCACCCUACUCAUCCAUAAUGAAUCAGAUGAACUUGUUUUAUUUCAUUUUCGUUGUCCUCCUGUCCUCACUAUACAACUGGUCCUACGCAGCUCUUUUCAGCGUGUUGUUCGUUAUACCUGUAUCAUUCUUACAUAACAUAAAAACAAAGCGCAAGAAAAUCAUCCAGAAAGUUUUUAUUCUGACAUUUAUUAUUUUGAUGUUAAUUUAUGUGUAUCCCUACGAAGGUUUUAUUCUGGUUACGAGAAAUAAAAUAACGAAUCAGAUAGUUAGCAAUCUUGCGAAGUGUCAGAAAUACUUGACGAAAUCAAAGUUAAAAGAUAGCAAGUACUUUCCUGAAAUUUUGGAUUUCCUUUGUUCUAACAAAAUAUUUCAACCUUUAUAUUUAAACAAAUAUUAUUUAAGUAAUAAAGAUAUUAAAUUUAAUUAUAGCCACGAUAUUAAGAAUGAUGUCUUAAUAAAUUUGUAUAGUAUAGCUAGAAAUCAUUAUUGUAUUGGUUCUCAAGUUUAUUCUCUUAUAUGUUUUACUUUUUUUCCAAUUUUUUUUUUUAUAGUAUAUAUAUUUUUUUGUUAG
Molecule: messenger RNA, 2268 nt
Organism: Plasmodium gonderi
Lineage: Eukaryota; Apicomplexa; Aconoidasida; Haemosporida; Plasmodiidae
Product: glycosylphosphatidylinositol anchor attachment 1 protein
Exons: 5
Coding region: 1-2268 (755 amino acids)
Biological process (GO): attachment of GPI anchor to protein
Cellular component (GO): GPI-anchor transamidase complex; membrane
Source: RefSeq, a predicted model, not a curated record